Adineta ricciae is the source of this 594-nucleotide messenger RNA. Lineage: Eukaryota; Metazoa; Rotifera; Eurotatoria; Adinetida; Adinetidae. The record is from the annotation of a GenBank genome assembly.
AUGCUGACUAGUCAAUCGCGAUGGUUCAAGAGAUAUCGGGUGAAACCCCCAGGCCUUCGUUUAGGAAUUAAUGGUUCUGGAGGUCCGCACGGAACUCAGGAAGGUUCGGCAUCCGAAAAGCGAAACCUUAGCCACCCUAGUGAUCUACGUAAAGGCUCGGUAUCUCUAAUACGAAACCCUACAUGGUUUCGUAAGUCUGUUUCGAAACCUUUACGUGCUCUACGGAACUAUGACAGGUUUUGUACCAGACAUACGAAACCAAAAAAGUUCAGUAUAAACGCUGCUGAACCUUUCAAUGGUUUGGCAAUAACAGCACAAAACCUAUUUGGUCCUCAAAACCUAAAAACCAUUCUUUAUUUACGCUACGAAACCAUUUUGGUGGUGCCAAACUUAAAAUGGUCUUCUCGAUUCCGGCAUAGUUUUCGCCGAUUCCAGCAAGUUCCGGCAGGUUCCUUGCCGCCGGAUUCCGGCCGGAAUUGCAUAGGAAAUAUCCGAUCAAUUCCUGACCGUUUUCAGCUGGAAGUUUGCAGGAAACGGCCGGGAAAUGAGUGGAGCCUACGUUUGAACUUCCGGCCGGAACCGACCAUGCCAUAA